This is a messenger RNA of Eriocheir sinensis (Chinese mitten crab), 6122 nucleotides long. RefSeq lists its product as uncharacterized. NCBI's taxonomy places the organism in Eukaryota, Metazoa, Arthropoda, Malacostraca, Decapoda, Varunidae. The annotation marks the transcript as partial. The transcript has a single exon. The record is from RefSeq and is a predicted model, not a curated record.
GGGAGCAGCAGCAGCAGUGCGGAGUCGCGGGGGGAAGGAAGGGCAGGGGGGAGCGGAGGCGUCAUCAGGGUAACAUCAUCUCGUGUACGUUCCUCGUCCGGUUUGAGUCAAUUCCAGGAGGUUGACUUUAGUGACCAGCAUUUAGGGGGGGCGGCGGGGAGAUUCCGACCCCCGCCGCCCUCCGCCAACCCCCCUGACCCCGCCUGGCCCGGAAAACCCCUGCGGCAGACAAUCAACCGAGAAGGGGCGGACACCCAGCCAGCGACGAAGGAGGAGGAGGAGGAGGAGGAGGAGGAGAAAGGAAUAACGCAAUCUAGUGAAAAGGAGUGUGAAGAUGGGGGUGAUAGGGGUGGUGAUGAAGGGCCAAGUGGUAGCCAGACAUGCCCCCAAGUGGACUACAGCGUGGAGGUGCCGGGGGGGGCGGGGGCGCUAGGGGGGACGGUGGCACUGUGGCGGAGGGCUCCACGGAAGAAACAAAUUCGCCGGACCUCAACCACAAGCAGUAACUCAAGUAAUCCCCCGUCCCAGGCCUCCACGGCGGACACCCACCUCUCAGGCCCCGGGGAGGAGGCUGGGGGUAAAGACACAAGCCCCAAGAAGCCCAGAAUACCACCGGGGGACGAGGGGGAGCGGCCUGUUCUAAGCUCGGCAUCAGUGGCUUUGUACGAUGAGCUUGUUCGCAGAGGUGGAGCUCCGGGUGGUCGCUGCCUCCUGCUGACCGCUGCGACUACUGCUUUUGUCAUGACUGUGGUGCUGGCUACUCUUAUCCUGCUUGCCCCUCGCUCCCUCACGGCCCGCACCACACUUAUGCACAGCAGGUACCAUCUCUCAUCACCCAUGCCCUCGCCACCGCCGGAGAAUGUUUCAACGCCCUGGCCAGCUCCGAUCGCUCGCCCCUUGAAUUCCGUUGCGAGGUUUGGCAGGCAGAAGGCGUUGGCAAGACUUUCAUCACCACCACCGCUGGGUUUGUCUUCAUCACCACCACUACGUAAAGGUGUUGCCAUUACCACUUCCACCUCCACCUCCACCACCACCUCCACCACCACCUCCAUUCGUCCAGGUCAACACCGUUCUCAUCACCAAUCCGUGUUGACGCGUGGGUUAGCUAGGCGUGGACACUUAUCAUCACCAGUUUCAUCACCAGUGUCAUCACCAGCCCAGAAUACCACCACCACCACCACCUCCACCACCACCACCACCAGUUCUGUUCUUUUGUCACGGAUUCUACCCUCUUCAUCACCACCAACAUUGUCAUCACCAUUAUCACCACCACUUUCAUCACCAGUGUCAUCACCAGCCCAGAAUACCACCACCACCACCACCUCCACCACCACCACCACAAGUUCUGUUCUUUUGUCACGGAUUCUACCCUCUUCAUCACCACCAACAAUGUCAUCACCAUUAUCACCACCACUUUCAUCACCACUAUCAUCACCACCUCAAAAUACCACCUCCACCACCACCAGCUCUGUUCUUUUGUCACGGAUUCUACCCUCUUCAUCACCACCAACAUUGUCAUCACCAUCAUCACCACCAUCAUCACCAAUAUCACCACGAUCAUCACCAGCUCAAAAUAUCACCACCAACACCUCCAAUUCCGUCCUCUUCUCACGGAUUGUAGCUUCGCACCACCUAUUUUCAUCACCACCAUCAUCACCAUCAUCACCACGAUCAUCACCAGCUCAAAAUAUCACCACCAACACCUCCAAUUCCGUCCUCUUCUCACGGAUUGUAGCUUCGCACCACCUAUUUUCAUCACCAUCAUCACCAUCAUCACCACCAUCAUCACCACCUCAAAAUAUCACCACCACCAACACCUCCAGUUCUGCUCUCUUCUCACGGACUGUACCUUCGCACCACCUAUUUUCAUCACCAUCAUCACCACUAUCAUCACCAUCAUCACCACUAUCAUCAUCACCUCAAAAUAUCAUCACCAACACCUCCAAUUCUGUUCUCUACUCACAGAUUCUACUUUCACAACACCCUUCUUCAUCACCAUCAUCAUCACUAUCAUCACCAAAAUCAUCACCCCCGUUAUCAUCAUCACCACCUCAAAACAUCACCUCCAGUCCUCUCUUCUUCCCACGAAUUCUUACUGCACAACACCCAUCAUCACCACCGCCAUCUUCACCACCACCUCGUAACACCACCACCACCACCACCACAACAACGACCCCCAUCACCACUACACAUGUUCAAACUUUUCAACACCACCUAUCAUCACCAUCAUCACCGUCACCUUCCCGCGUCAACCCCCCUCCCACACACCCCUCUGUACCCCCUCUCCCCCCACCCCCACCCAUUUCUCACCCCCCCACCUCCACCACAGCACCCCCUUCUCCCUCCCCUCCUCCCCACUCAACCCUGAAACGAUAGCCCCUCCCCAUUCCUCCCCCCUUCCUCCCUAACCUCCUCUCCCAAGCUGGCAAACCUCAGAUUGUGACGUAAUGGAAAGACGGCUUGUGAUUGGCUGAGAGAUGAGUGACGUAAUGGUAAGCUCGUCUGCUAUUGGUGGAAAUCGUGCUGACGUCAAGGGCAGCUGAGUUUCUAUUGGUUGUUGACUAAUGUGAUGUGACAGAUUUGUGAGUGUGGGAAAAAUAAUGUUAGGAAUUAAAUAUUGAUAAAGGGAAAGAGGGAAACAGAAAAACAAGGAAGAAAAAUAGGAGGGAAGGAAGGAAGGAAGAAAAGAGAUGACGGUGUUUAACGGAAGCGGAAAGGAAAGGGGAAAAAAAAUGUUGACACCGUGAAGAAAACGGAAAAAUGAAAUGAUGGUAAAAGAAAGAACGAAAAAAAAGGACGUUAAAAGGAUGACUCAAGUAAAUAGAAAUAAAAUAAAUUGUUGAAAAUAUGAAAAGAAAACGGAAAGAGGAAAAGCCGAAAAAAAGAAGAAAGGAAGGAAACUAACAGAAUAAAAUAAAGAAAUAGCAAAAAUUCGGAAAAAUAUGAGAAGAAAGCGAAAUAAACACUUGACACUGAGACACAUAAUUAUAAAGUUAAUAUAUAGGAACACAUAAUCACACUAGGAAUAAUCAUAGAAUGUUGUUAUCUUGUUUGCUGCUUGUAAUAAUCAUCAAAGCAUGCUUGUUAUUUGUAUGUUAUGUGCACAAUUGUUAUUAGAUCAUUAUUUAUCAUUUUAGAGUUUUUUAUAGCCUAAUAUUUAUGUCUUGCAUAGAGAGACGUUAGUUAGUUUGUUAGUUAGUUAUCUAUUUAUGUUUUAUUUGAAUUUAAUCUUAGUUUAUUCUCUCUUAACCCGGUAGCUGCGGGGGUCAUGUUUCUUAGGUUAGGUUAGGUUAGGUUAGGUUAGGUUAGGUUAAAGGCCCCUCUAAGUAAAAUAAUGAGAAAGAAUCAUCACUCACGCAAACCAUUUCAUAAUAUAUAUCAACGCAUGUGUGAUCAGUUUAUGCAUCAUCUAUUUUGGAGGUUUAUAUCAUGGCAGAAAUUUGGCCCAUCGCUGGUACACGGUAAAGCCACAAAUUUGGCCCGUCGCUGCUACACGGUAAAGCCACAAAUUUGGCCCAUCGCUGCUACACGGUAAAGCCACAAAUUUGGCCCGUCGCUGCUACACGGUAAAGCCACAAAUUUGGCCCAUCGCUGCUACACGGUAAAGCCACAAAUUUGGCCCAUCGCUGCUACCCGGUAAAGCCACAAAUUUGGCCCAUCGCUGCUACACGGUAAAGCCACAAAUUUGGCCCAUCGCUGCUACGCGGUAAAGCCACAAAUUUGGCCCAUCGCUGCUACCCGGUAAAGCCACAAAUUUGGCCCAUCGCUGCUACACGGUAAAGCCACAAAUUUGGCCCGUCGCUGCUACCGGGUUAAAUAUAGAGAGUUCUUAUGUAUAAAUACGUUUGCAUCUUAAUUUAUUCCUUCAUUACUGUCUUAGGUAGAGGAAUUUUUUGUGGAUUUCCUAUAUAGAUAAAAAGAGUAAGGAGGAACACAAUUUAUUCAUUUAUUAUUGUCUUAGGUAGAGUAUUUUUUUUUUUUUGGAUUUCAUAUAUAGAUAAAAAGAUUUAGGAGGGACACAAUUUCACUAUGUCUUUUUUUUCUUAUUUACUCACCAGCCUUGCUCUUGAAUAAUUGAUGAAACGCUAAAGUAUUAACCAAGACGCUUUAAAAUUAUUAGUAAAAUCUGUCGAAGUUUCUCGCCGCUAGAAUCUUUUUUAUAUUAAUCAUUCAAGAAGUGGAGUGUACCUGUUUUAUUUUCAUGGCUUGCUGUAACUAAAUAUUUAUGCCUGCCUAUAUAUGGAGGGACCAGUAUUAGGUUGUAUGUCUGUAUUUCUCUAUUUUUUUUAUUUUUUACAACAAAGGAGACAGCUCAAGGGCACAAAAAAAGGAAACAAUAAUAAAAAAAAGCCCGCUACUUGCUGCUCCUAAAAAAAAUCCAAAGAGGUGGCCGAAAGAGAGGUCAAUUUCGGAAGGAGAGGUGUCCAGAUACCCUCCUGAUCUAUUGUGAACGCUCCCCUCAAGUGAUUUUCUUUUCUUUCUUUUGUAUUCCAUCAUUCAAGGACUUGUUUAAAUUAUCGGGUAUAUAAAUAUGUUCUAACUAUGCAUGUAUAUGUGUUUAUCUGUAUGCAUGGACCAGAAUCAUGUUGUAUAUCUGUAUCACUCGAGUUAAUGGGGUUAAAAGCGAGUGCUCCCCUUAAUGAAUCUUGCAUUUUUUAAGUCACUCCAGGACAAGAGGAAAAGGCCUGGUGUAUAUCUGGUAUAUGUUAUAACUAUGUGUAUAUGUUUAUCUGUAUGCAUGGACCAGAAUCAUGUUGUAUAUCUACGUAUUACUCUAGUUAAUGGGGUCAAAAGUGAGUGCUCCCCUUAAUGAAUCUUGCAUUUUUUUAAGUCACUCAAGGACAAGAGGAAAAGGACUGGUGUAUAUCUGGUAUAUGUUAUAACUAUGUGUAUAUGUUUAUCUGUAUGCAAGGACCAGUAUCAUGUUGUAUAUCUGUAUCACUCGAGUUAAUGGGGUUAAAAGUGAGUCCUCCCCUUAAUGAAUCUUCUUUAUUUUUAAGUCAUUCAAGGACAAGAGGAAAAGGACUGGUGUAUAUCUGGUAUAUGUUAUAACUAUGUGUAUAUGUUUAUCUGUAUGUAUGGCUCUAUAUCAUGUUGUAUAUCUAUGUAUCACUCUAGUUAAUGGGGUAAAAAAUGAGUGCUCCCCUUAAUGAAUCUUGCAUUUUUUUAAGUCACUCAAGGACAAAAGGAAAAGGGCUGGUGUAUAUCUGGUAUAUGUUAUAACUAUGUGUAUGUGUUUAUCUGUAUGCAAGGACCAGUAUCAUGUUGUAUAUCUGUAUCACUCGAGUUAAUGGGGUCAAAAAUGAGCGCUCCCCUUAAUGAAUCUUGCAUUUUUUAAGUCACUCAAGGACAAGAGGAAAUGGCCUGGUGUAUAUCUGGUAUAUGUUAUAACUAUGUGUAUAUGUUUAUCUGUAUGCAAGGACCAGUAUCAUGUUGUAUAUCUGUAUCACUCGAGUUAAUGGGGUCAAAAGUGAGUGCUCCCCUUAAUGAAUCUUGCAUUUUUUUAAGUCACUCAAGGACAAGAGGAAAAGGACUGGUGUAUAUCUGGUAUAUGUUAUAACUAUGUGUAUAUGUUUAUCUGUAUGUAUGGCUCUAUAUCAUGUUGUAUAUCUGUAUCACUCGAGUUAAUGGGGUCAAAAGCGAGUGCUCCCCUUAAUGAAUCUUGCAUUUUUUUAAGUCACUCCAGGACAAGAGGGAAAGGACUGGUGUAUAUCUGGUAUAUGUUAUAACUAUGUGUAUAUGUUUAUCUGUAUGUAUGGCUCUAUAUCAUGUUGUAUAUCUAUGUAUCACUCAAGUUAAUGGGGUUAAAAGUGAGUGCUCCCCUUAAUGAAUCUUGCAUUUUUUUUAAGUCACUCAAGGACAAAAGGAAAAGGACUGGUGUAUAUCUGGUAUAUGUUAUAACUAUGUGUAUAUGUUUAUCUGUAUGCAAGGACCAGUAUCAUGUUGUAUAUCUGUAUCACUCGAGUUAAUGGGGUCAAAAGCGAGUGCUCCCCUUAAUGAAUCUUGCAUUUUUUUAAGUCACUCAAGGACAAGAGGAAAAGGACUGGUGUAUAUCUGGUAUAUGUUAUAACAAUGUAUGCAUGGCUCUGUAUUACAUUGUAUGCCAUUUAACACUGUUCGCA